Messenger RNA from Lodderomyces orthopsilosis Co 90-125, 774 nucleotides. RefSeq lists its product as uncharacterized. Lineage: Eukaryota; Fungi; Ascomycota; Pichiomycetes; Serinales; Debaryomycetaceae. The transcript has a single exon. The record is from RefSeq and is a predicted model, not a curated record. The coding region runs from base 1 to 774 and encodes 257 amino acids.
AUGCGUGUCGGGUUUAGAUCCAAGAGUGCACACCUGUCAAACUCACCAAAACUCAUCUCAUUGACACUUUACUUGAUGCUAUUAGUUUUACCAACAAUCAUCAUUGCCGUAUCAAGAACCACCACCAACAGCAACGACAUUAACAAAAAGGUCUUAAACAAACGCCCCGCCCACAACUCAACAUUAGUCCCACUCAUCAAUAAUAACACCAACGCUAACGUCAACGCCAAUAGCUUCAAUAACAAGUCAUUUGCAAUUAUUCAAGGAACAAAAUUAGAACGAGAAAGUACUUCAUCCGGUUGGCAAAUAAACGCAGGAGUUUAUCUUGAGAAAUCAAUUGGUGAUGGACAUUCAACCAUGUGGGAAUCCAGCUCAGAUGAUGAUUCUUCUGAUGACGAUGGAUGGGGAUGGGCUAAGGGGGCUAGAAAGAGUAAAAGGAAAAAGUUUUCAAUGUUGUCCCAUAACCAGGGAGCUGAUGGGGUUGUUAAUAGUACUACCAAUGGGAAUGGGUCUGCUCGAAUUCAGAUGUAUAGCUAUGAUAAUGUUGUUGGUAUUGAUCAGCUUGGGUCCGAGUUAUUGACUGAUGGAGAAAUGGCUAUGGAAAUGGAUAAGUUCAAACUGAAGAAACAACAUUCUUGGUCAGAAAAAGAUAAAGGAGAAGAAAAUCUAGACGAUGGUGAUGUGUUAAAGUCAGACGCGAGCUACAUUUGGAACAAACUUUAUGAUCUUGUUAGGUUAUAUGUGUUUAUUCUUUGGAUAAUUUUAGUUGGAUGA